AGAAAGUCUGUACUCAGCUGCACUAGAGUCGGUACUCGAGUACAUUUAGAAUUUUAGAAUGAAUCGCGGACGUGGUGGGUUUCGAAGACCGAAUCGAGGGGGAGGACGUCACAAUGUGAAGCCUCGCCCUGCAAAUCGUACCGUUCUUUCGUCAGCAUUAGAAGGACGAGAGGACUUAGAAGACGACAAAGACUGUGAUGAACAAUUCAAUCUGAAUGAGGCUGAUGGUGGUGAUGUGAGCAAACAUCGCAAUCCUUUGCUGGUCAAAGAGAGUCAAGUGAUGCCGAAAAAUAAACGGAGAUCGAAGGCUCCGAUUCAAAAACUUCAAAUGAGCACCGAAAACCGAGAGAUGAUUGAAGAGGUUAUGCGUGACCUGCAACUUUCUCGAAGCAACCACGGGGACCACGAGGGUCUGGUUUCCAGUGCCAAACAGGUGAGGAUCAAUGAGGCUUACUGGAAGAAAGUUGGGGAUCAAAAACUCGUGAUUGAGGGUGGUGUCAACAAUGCUGCAGAUCGCGACGGCGAAUUACAAAUUGACGAAGAAAUUUAUAGUUCUUAUGCGGUGAAAAAAUUGCACCAGUGCGGCUUUGAAAAAAUCAGAUGUAUUGAAGCUCUUAAGGAGAGCGAAGGUGAUCUAGGAGCAGCUCUGGAGUCGUUAAUUUGCAGUUGUUGUGGACUAAGUUGUCUUGGAAAGACAAAUCCAGAUUAUAGCGAAGAAAAGUUCCAAGAAGCGUCUUCUCAAAGACAAGAAGAAGCAAUGGCUCUUGAAUCAAUUUACGAUGAUGCCUUUACAGAGGUUAUUGCAGACACUGUGUGGACAAUAAAAUUAUCGUUGCCCUUUCUACUUGAUAAAUUUAAACAUGAGAGCAGAAAGGAAAAUGUGCUAAAAAGUAAGGCAGGCAGGAAGGCAGAGACUUUGGAUAAUAUUUGUAGAUUUUUUUUACAAGGUUAUUGCAAAUUUGGCGAUAAAUGCAGACUUAAACAUAUUGUGUAUGAGCAAGGAACAAGCUCAAAAGAAGCGAGAAAUGAAUUGGAGAGGAAGGAGAAAAGUUCUGAGUGUGAAGAUCUGUCAUUUCCAUUUCAUCUGGAAGUGAGAUUUUGCAAGGGAUCUCUUUACCCUUUUGAACCUCCAAUGGUUGUAUUUUACUCCACACAUGAAUCGAUUCCAUCUUCAGGCUGUCUCAAUGUCACAUUAAGGUUGAACAGAGAAGCCAAGGAGUUAUGUGAUGCUGAGAGCCCAAUGGUGUUUUGCCUUGCCAGUCUUCUAGAGAAUGAGGAUGAAAUCCUUGCUUGCUUUAACAUGCCACUUUCUGAGUAUAGUUUGCCUAUAAAGAAAAGUAUUUCCACUCAUUCUGCCGGUGAACAUCACAGAGAUGUUCCCCCAAGGAGAAAAGUGGCUGAUAAGAAAUCAGAAACAACACAACCAAAGACAUCCUCAGACAAGGUCAGCAUCCAUCAAAAAAGUAGGAAACUAAAAGAACAGUUUCAGCGAUUGCAGUCAGUUGCAGCUUAUCAGUCAAUGCUGAAGGAAAGGAGCAAACUUCCUGCAUGGCAGUCACAACAGAACAUUAUAGAAAAACUCCAGGAGCAUCAGGUUCUUGUUAUCAGUGGAAUGACAGGUUGUGGGAAGACGACUCAGAUUCCUCAGUUCAUCCUGGACAGCCAUCUCGCCGCAGGACGUGGAGGUGAAUGCUUCAUUAUCUGUACACAGCCUCGUCGCAUCUCGGCCAUGUCUGUUGCAGAAAGAGUGUCCAGUGAGAGAGUAGACAAGAUUGGACAGUCAGUUGGUUAUCAAGUCAGGCUGGAAAAUAAACAGGUCGGACUUUUCCUGUUGUUGAGUUCUUUCUGGAGGAUUCUAUAGACUUGACAAAGUUUCAAGUUGAUCCCAGUUCACCCUAUGCAAAGCCUUUGAAAAGUUCCAAUGUCCCCACUGCAGCUGGUAAAAAGGGACAGUUAAACCGAGACAUUCAAAACAUACAAGACUCUGUGACAUCUACUGACUUCAAACCACCUGAUGACAAGCUUGAUGACCAGAACUUAACAGAAGAUCAGAUGGCCUGGAGAUAUUCCAAUUACAAUAAAAGUACAAUUUUGUCUCUUUGCACAAUGGACCACAACAAGAUUAACUAUGAUCUGGUAAUUGCCAUCCUGGAGUGGAUUGUUGGAGAGGAACACGAGUAUCCCAAAACAGGAGCCAUUCUGGUGUUUCUGCCUGGCAUGGGAGAGAUUAUGACCUUGCUGGAUCAGCUUCAAAAUCAUAAAAGAUUCAGUCCGAAAAUCUCUGACAGGUUCAGAAUACUCCCACUGCAUUCUACACUCUCAAGUGAAGAACAGAGUUUGGUUUUCAAGAAGCAAAAAGAAGGAGUGCGAAAGAUAGUUUUAUCCACAAACAUCGCCGAGACCUCAGUGACCAUAGAUGACGUCGUGUUUGUCAUUGACUGUGGAAGAAUGAAAGAGAACCGGUAUGACUCUGUAAAGGGGAUGGAGAGCCUGGAGGAGGUCUGGGUUUCUCAAGCGAAUGCUCGCCAGAGACGAGGAAGAGCGGGCCGAGUUACAUCCGGGGUUUGUUUCCACCUGUUUACCAGCCAGCGAUUUCAACACAAAAUGGACGGCCAUCAGAUUCCGGAAAUCCAGCGAGUUCCUUUGGAGAAGCUUUGUCUUCGUAUUAAAGUAUUGACGCUGUUCUUUGGGCGAGAGAUUAAGGAUGUUCUUGGUAAACUGCUACAACCACCUUCCGAGGAAUCGAUCAACGACGCAAUCAAACGGCUGCAUAACAUCGGAGCACUAGAUACCGACGAGAAUCUCACUUCUCUCGGUUAUCACUUAGCAGCUCUGCCUGUUGAUGUUCGGAUUGGUAAGCUUAUGUUGCUUGGUGCAAUUUUCCGGUGUUUGGACCCUGUGCUGACGAUCGGAGCCAUACUCAGCUAUCGGUCUCCUUUUUCCGCUCCGUUCGACAAAAGAGAAGAAGCAGAUAAGAAACGACAAGAGAUGGCCAUUGGUAACAGCGAUCACAUGACUCUGCUGAAAAGUUACAGGGGUUGGCUGGAGACUAUGGCAAGUGGAAUUUCUGCUGGGCAUCACUACUGCCGUACAAACUUUUUGUCCAUGAAGACACUUCAGAUGAUAGCAAGCCUCAAGUGUCAAUACGCUGAACUAUUGUCAGAUAUCGGGUUUAUCAAAGCGGAUCUCACGACUAGACAGAUAGGGAGACUGGCGCCGAGAACUGGAGACGGAGUGUUAGCUGCAACAGGUGACGAGGUCAACGUGAACUCGAAGAAUCAGAAAUUAGUUUUGGGAGUUGUCUGCGCCGCUUUGUUCCCGAACAUCGUUCAAGUUGUCAAACCAGACGUGAAAUACAAGGCGUCUGUUGCAGGGGCUAUCCCUGUGGAUUCCAAAGCAGCUGAACUGAAGUUUUGGACGAAGAAUGACGGCCAGGUGUUUAUUCAUCCCAAAUCGGUAAAUUUUCAAGUGAACUCUUUCGACAGUCCAUAUCUCGUGUACCACGAAAAAGUCAAGACAUCCAAGGUUUACAUCCGAGACUGCAGUAUGGUGUCAGAAUAUUCCUUACUUCUCUUCUGUGGAGACAAUUUGUCUGUCAAUCUAGAAAGAGGUGUUUUCGUCAUCUCUAUUGACGAUGGCUGGAUCCGUUUUUCUGCAUCUUCGCACGAGGUUGCAACACUUGUGCAAGACUUGAGGAAAGAGCUUGACCGGAUACUGGAAAACAAAAUAGAGAAUCCUUCUUUUGAUCUGACGAGUUGCUAAAGGGCAAGCAGAAUUAUUGACGCCAUCGUUCGUUUGAUUUCAACUCAGUAAUGAAAGGCACUAAAUGAAAUGAGGAAUGUCGUACGAGGCCGCCAAAUUUUUCGGUAACCUUCCCGUCACAACCUGGGUGAAUAAACUCGAAAUUCUGGGUUAUUGAACAAUUUUGACCGGUUUAACAGGUUACGUUUUACAUGUAGGUUUCAAAUCCCAAUUUGAUAACGAUAAGUCCCUUCGUUUCGGCGAAGUGUGUCGCGCUUGUAAAAAACAAAAUCAGCGAAAAAAAAAAAAAAAUGACGUUAAUGCGCCUCACGGAACUGUCGCACUCCCAGAGUUUCGCACCUAAUUUCGGCUUAUUUUCAUAUAUGAAAUAAUGUACUUAGAAUAUCACUGGGGAUAUUUUAACUGAAUUUAUUAUUUCUAAUGACAUGCUAAGCAAGCAGACUGAAAAAUUUACUUGAAAUUGAUCAGUUUAACUCUAGAAUUGCAACAUACAAUGAGAUGUGAAAUUAAAAGAAUACGGCAAUAUCUUCAAAACGGUUACUUCACUCACUCCCACCGUCGACACAACAAAACUCGUGCAGCAUAGCUAAAAUGACGAUUUUUUUUGUUACUCUUUUCAGCUUUUCAUCAAGUUUUGAAUGGUUCCUCUUGCUAUUUUCCGUGAACUGUUAUUUUUCAGUGUCGAUACUCAGCUUAUGAUUAAUAUUAUUUCUUUAUUCACGAAUAAACAAAAGCUGAGUCAUACGGAUUUUUCGGCAAACACCCACUCAAAUAUUUAUACAGUGUCCUCUUACUUCCCUUAGUUCAAGUAGUAGCAUUUUUAGUUCACUGUGAAUCACUGAGCGGCGUCUGAAACGGUCUGAGCCAGGGUCUGGGGUGCACCGGACCGGAAGUCACAUUGUAGGCCAUGUAGAGUCUAAUACUAAUGUGGAUGAUAACAUGAACCACACGUUUAUUUGAAUUUCAUUGUGGAUCUGUUGCGUUCUUUCUUGUACCAACGGCUUCUAAUCAAAAAAUGUAAUUUUUGGACUUUUUGCAAUUUUUUCAAAGAGCAUAAUAUAAAAAAAAGGGGGCAUAAUUUGGA
Molecule: messenger RNA, 4846 nt
Organism: Stylophora pistillata
Lineage: Eukaryota; Metazoa; Cnidaria; Anthozoa; Scleractinia; Pocilloporidae
Product: putative ATP-dependent RNA helicase DHX57
Cellular component (GO): intracellular anatomical structure
Molecular function (GO): metal ion binding; helicase activity; RNA binding
Source: RefSeq, a predicted model, not a curated record